Molossus molossus (Pallas's mastiff bat) is the source of this 3408-nucleotide messenger RNA. RefSeq names its product transmembrane protein 255A (gene TMEM255A). The coding region runs from base 156 to 1211 and encodes 351 amino acids. The record is from RefSeq and is a predicted model, not a curated record. Lineage: Eukaryota; Metazoa; Chordata; Mammalia; Chiroptera; Molossidae. The transcript has 10 exons.
GCGGCAUUGGGCUGCUGCUCGCAAACCCUGGCAGUCUCUCUCAGCUCUGAGAGGGACUGGGAGCUGCAGCAGCGGAGUAAGAUGCUCUGUGGGGCGCCCUGAGCUGGGGUGCCUGAAGCAGCUUCGUUAGCCAGGGCAAUAGGGCAGCUUUCACCAUGCAUCAGUCCCUGACUCAGCAGCGGUCCAGCGACGUGUCCCUGCCUGAUUCUAUGGGAGCCUUCAAUCGGAGGAAGAGAAACUCCAUCUAUGUCACCGUGACUUUGCUUAUUGUGUCCGUGUUAAUUCUCACGGUGGGACUUGCUGCAACCACCAGGACCCAGAAUGUGACUGUUGGAGGUUAUUACCCGGGAGUUAUCCUCGGCUUUGGAUCAUUCCUUGGAAUCAUUGGAUCCAACCUUGUUGAAAAUAAGCGGCAGAUGUUGGUGGCUUCUAUUGUCUUUAUCAGUUUUGGUGUGAUUGCAGCCUUUUGCUGUGCCAUAGUCGACGGGGUCUUUGCUGCCAGACACAUUGAUCUGAAACCACUCUACGCUAACCGGUGCCACUAUGUCCCCAAGACGUCCCAGAAGGAAGCUGAGGAGGUCAUAAGUUCCUCAACCAAAAAUGCUCCUUCCACGAGGGUUAUGAGGAACCUUACCCAGGCAGCUAGAGAGGUGAACUGCCCUCACCUCAGUCAUGAAGUCUGCACACCUCACAUCCGCAUCCGGGGUAACACCUGCUUCUGCUGUGACCUCUACAACUGUGGCAAGCGGGUUGAAAUCACCAGUGGGUACUAUGAAUACAUCGAUGUCAGCAGUUGCCAGGACAUCAUCCACCUCUACCACCUGCUCUGGUCUGCUACUAUCCUGAACAUUGUCGGCCUGUUCCUGGGCAUCAUCACUGCCGCUGUCCUUGGAGGCUUUAAGGACAUGAACCCAACUCUCCCAGCACUCAACUGUUCUGUUGAGAAUGCUCAUCCGACUGUUUCUUAUUAUGCUCGUCCUCAAGUGGCAUCCUACAAUACCUACUACCAUAGCCCUCCUCACCUGCCACCAUAUUCUGCUUAUGACUUUCAGCAUUCUGGUGUCUUUCCAUCCUCCCCUCCCUCUGGAGUUUCUGAUGAGCCCCAGUCUGCCUCUCCUUCGCCUAGCUACAUGUGGUCCUCCAGUGCACCACCCCGUUACUCUCCACCCUACUACCCGCCUUUUGAAAAGCCACCACCUUACAGCCCCUAAAGAGGAAUGCCUGCUGGCUAUUGGGAUUAUUGUGGCUUUUGUAUUUCUGCUUUAAUUGAAGUAUAGAGGGUACACAAUUUAAAGUGUGAUUCUUACGCAUAGUUUCAAGUUUUACAACGGCCUGCCAGGCUAGGGAAAGAUAGGAAAGAAGCUUAUUUGUUAUCAGUGCUGAGCAGGGGUGGCUAGUCUGAACCCAGGACUUCCAUGAAGAGCAGUACACAUGCUCUAAGCAAGACUGGGGAGCCAGCCCAACAAGAAGCUUGUCAUGUUUGGACCUGCAUUACCCUAUGGCUCUCCCUCUGUAUUCAGCAGAAGCGUGGUUGCCAUCUGUUUCAUUUUGUUUAAAUGGAGUGUUGUCCUCAGGCCCUUGGCAGACUGCCACCCUAGUACCUCAGCUGAAGUACCUGGCUUAUAGGCCCUAUCUUUCCCUACCACUAAUGUCAGUUCCUAAGGGAAAUUUCCCACACAAUGGGGCUACACAGUUCCAUUGCAGAGUUCUGACUAGGAUUUUGUUUGCUUGUGUCUGGAUAUUGAAAAAAUCUGCCCACAUCGCUUUCCUCUCUAUGAGUAUUGUGAAAAUGGCUGCCGUGAUUAUUCAGCUCAGCUUCUGUUAUUGGUACCUCCCAAAGGGAAAAGUGCAAUAUUCACCCGACUAGUGAGUAAUAGGGUUGAUUGUUCUGGAAGCACUGAAAUACAUAGAGAGCAACAUGUGAAAGGUUUUAAAGAGAUAUGUUAUACAUCUGAUAACUUAGGAGACAGUGGUUCUACUACAUGUUUCAGUAUUACAAAAUGUAUUUGCUACAGAUAUAAAUCUUAUGGUUAAAAUUCAGUUAAAAUACUAGAUUAGGUUCUUAGGUCAUGACAUGAAUUGUUACUAAUCUUUGUGACUACUUAAUCUUCAAAUAUUAUGCUUCAACCCCAGCAAACUGCACGUAUCCUGCACCCUACCCCAAAAGAAUCAUUUGUGUUUUAAUGCCACUGCUCUUACUGGUCCCUUUUUCUGUUGAGACAAAUCAUGACAGUGUUCAAGAUUAUGAAAGUGUUAUAAUGCUGCUUUAAAUCUGUAAAAUCUCAAAUGUAGCCAAUUUGACAAAUUCCUGUGUUACUGCAGAUUAAAAAUCCAUCUGGCAUAUUGUGGUAGGUAUUUGUACAGUUCUUUUCAUUAGACAUAGCUUUAAACCAUCAACCUGAUGAAUUUAACACUUUGGCACUCAUGCCUUCACUUCAAAAUAAACACUUUCAUUGCAAUCUUUUGUUAACCCAAAGAUUGAUUUAAAGAAUGAUUGAUAAUCCUACACUUGUAUCAUGUAAAAACACAGGGGCUAUAGGAGAGUACCUAAUUAGACAGUUCUGCAAACAGAAUACACACAGGAAAAUUUUCCAGCCAAUUGAGCUAACUCCCGACUUGAUGGAUUAGAGGUAGCAGGCAAUCUACCUUGCAGACACCCAGUCAUCAAGAACUAUCAAGGCACAAGUACAUUUACAAGACAUUCAGUUUAACUUUCAGCACCAUGAAUGUUGUCUCAUCCAGAUUUCAAAUCUGAAAAACUAUAAUUGUUUUUGUGUUAUAUAAAAUUACUAUUUUCUAUAGUUCUGAGCAUAUUAAAAUUCUGUUGGAUUUCAAAAGGGGACUAACAACCAAUUGACUUACACUUCAAAUAUCAACUUAUAACACUCAAUGAAAUUUUUUGCUGUUUACACUUUACCUUUUGCUUUAGUGAAUGUAUAUGAGUAUUUAAUUUUUUAAAAGCACCAUUACACAGUAUAUCCUACAUUUAUCACAUUUCUUAGUGUUAAGAUUCUAUAGCUCAUUUCUAUAUAUUUUUCUUACUUUACAAAAUAACUUGAAACAGUACAGAUUUUGUAACACUUAAUUUGAGCAGCUUUUUUUAUUACAUUGAAUUAUAUGAAGUGCACAUUACCUUAGAAAAAAUUAAUAUAUGCAGCUUUACUCUUUUGCAGAACAUUUGCUGUAAGGAAUUUGUAUUUCCAAUAUGUACCUUGACUGUAUUUUGUAAUAUUUACUGCUUUAUUCCUAAUUCUGCUUUAAAGUAUUGAACUGGGCAUGAAAUGUUAAAAUAUUAACCCAGAAUCUAUAAGCUGGAUGUUGCUUAAAAUCUUUAUCACUGCCAUGUUGGAAAUUCAGACUGUUUUUGUGAUGUUUCAAAUUAAUAAAACGAUCCUCCUUGUCCACUUA